Messenger RNA from Cotesia congregata, 3129 nucleotides. Lineage: Eukaryota; Metazoa; Arthropoda; Insecta; Hymenoptera; Braconidae. The record is from the annotation of a GenBank genome assembly.
AUGCGAAUAAGAGAUGAAAAUCGAUAUGCUGAACGCAGCAUCGCUUAUUUUGGCUCGCGGAGCAGAAGCGGUGGCACUAAAAUUGAGGGUACUAACGCUGCCAGUCUGAUGGAAGAAAGAGAAGAUGUUGUGUUCAUUUCCAGUAAAGACAGCGAAGCAUCCGCGCUGUGGGUCAAUUACCUCACUGCCUGCUUUGAGCAAAUCAGCAGACAGCAGGGACGCCCGCCUUUCAAGGUGAGACACGUGGCGAUUGAGGACGCAACGGCAAUUUCAACAACGGUGCAGGAUAAAAUUUCCAAAGCACGUCUGCAAAUAAUAGUCGUGUGUCCAAUUUUACUGGAAAAGGCAUCGAAUAAACCGGAACAGGCGUCCGCUUUGGCCAAACAAUUGGCGCCGGAGCGGGUCCUGGCAAUGAUGCUGGGUGUCCAUGACGGACAUUUGACUGAAAGCCAAAAGACUGCGCUUAUCACUUACUCACAGUGGAGAAAGUUUUUCGUCAAGGAUCAGGAUGAGACUUUUGUCGGAGAGUUUUUAGGUGCAGCGGUCGCUAUUUUAGGAUCCACCACGUCAGCUGCUUUGAAGAGCGAUAAAACAACUUUCUCCGUUCAUCCGAAAAAAGUUAAAAUGGGCCAGAACAGAGUUCUGGCAAUUCUGAACGACCCUCUGAGACCUGAAGAUACUUUCAACGUGAUUGUAGACCGUUGCGGAGAAGGAAAAGAAAUAACCCAAGUGAAAAAACGGAAUCCUUAUACGUUGCAGUUUUCUAUUCCAGAAAAGUGUUUAGAGGUAUCGAUGCUUGUCGGCGUGAGAAUCAUCGUAAAUGGAAUACCUCAGGGAGUCCGUCAAGUCAAGUGCGAAAGCAGACUCAGAGAGUUGGAUCAGAUUCUAAGAGCACACGAUAAUCCCCUGGAGUUUAUGUGUCAGACAUUUGGAUUCAGCUCAGGAGACAGAGAGCAGCUUGACAACUGGAUGGUUCAUGCAUUCCAAAAAAAUGUACCUCCACGCUUCAAUCUUUUGGCAACGCCUAGUGGUUCCGCACCGUUGCAAAGAAAUACUAUAAGUCAAGAAGAAUAUCCAACAUUGCUUCACUUCGCAGCCCGUUUUGGUCUAGAAAAACUUGCCUGGCAAUUGCUCGAUUGUCCUGGGGGCGAAGUGGCAUGUGAUUUGAAAAACGUAUCCGAGUUGACACCGGCGGAGCUCGCUGAGCAAGCUGGUCAUGCUAAAUUGGCUCAUCAGCUUCGGGGUUACAUGCAAAUGAACGAGUUCACAAACAUGUACAGCUAUCUUAAAGUAAUAAGCGAAAACACAUCUGGCAGCGGAGCAAGUAAUGAAAGUGCUCCGGCGCAAUUAAACAGCUUGGACACUGAGCAGGAUAAAGAGGACUACUGCCAACCGCGUCCGAUCAGUGAAGCUUAUUUAGUACCGCCAGCAGCCCGGCCAGUGAUUACCUCGGCUCCAAUUUCGUGUGCACCACCGCAACUACCACCACCGAACCCACCGACCUCGCCGAACCCCUGCGAGAUGAAUUACUCGAUUGUACCGCCACCAACACCUGUAGUUGGAGCGUUAUUUUCACCAACCACACCACCAGUAAACUUCGAAGCUAAUGGUCUGAGUUUACCACUUCAGGGAUAUUUGAAAAUGCAACCCGCCGGCCCAAAAUUAUCAAGCGCGCCUAUCACUGCUCCGCUGAUGGCAUUGAAACCGACAAUGUCCCAGUCUCUGAGAAAAGACUUCCCAAUAAAUCGUGAAGACUUCAUGAACACAAACCUGUCUAAUUUGGGCGGAAGCUUGAAUCGAUCGACAUCGUACCCAGGAACGAAAUCUCGGGAGGCAUCUGGACCUCAAGACGAGCUUCUUGAGAUAAUAACAGACUUUAAAAAUAACGUAUUUACUAUUUCUGAGGUGGAGAGGCUGGUAGAGAACUGGCGAAACCGCAAUGACGUCCAACAGAGUUUCAAGGAUAAACAGAGACAGUUGGCCUCGAUGCGAGACGAGUACGAGAGGAUACAGAAAAAGAUUAAAGAGGAGAUGAAAGCUCCGACGCCCUUUGAUAGGUUUAAGAAACUUUUUACCAAGAGCAAAAAAGAAGCGAAAGAAUCUUCCAGUAGCCAGGAUGACGAUUCUGCGUCGACACACAGCAAGACUGAUAAUAAGUCUAAUGGAACUCUGAGUGACCGGCGACCUAUCAGCAGCCUCAGUCUGCACAGUGUAUCCAGCUCUUCUUCUUCUGGCCGGAUGAGUGUUAUCAGCGGGUGUAGUGGAACUAGUCUUGGCGAUAGUGGAACUCAUUCAGACACUGAAGACCGUCGACUUCGCAAUUCUAGAGAAGAUAAAGGCGGUAUGAUGACUUAUGAAAUUCCUCCGGCGCCUAAGCCAUUUACUGGAAGAUAUUCACCGUUACGGUAUACUCCGUCACCAAGAUCAUCAACUAAUUGCAUUGAUGAACAUCGUAGACAUCCAACACCAGCUCCAGAUCAGUAUUACAUCGCAUUCCCAGUAUCAGGGCUACCUGUUCAUCCUUUCAAUGCAGACGGAACAUCUACAGAGCCAAAAACCCCGAGCUCCCCAUGUGACCAUUCAUUCGGGCCUCCAAUGAGCAUUCCCGAAGAACAACAACCCCAUCCCGAGUUGAAUGAAAAUAACGAUUGUCAAAAACAAAUAAAAGAGCUGAAUCAACUAUCGAUACCAUCGCCGCCGCCAUCACCGCCGACCCACAUACCACUUGAUUACAUGAACAUAACACCAACAGCAAAUUCAAAUGAUCUCAAAAAUGUCCUGAGUGACGUCAAUAAUUCCUGUGAUAUAAAAAAAAAUAAUACAGACAAUGAUGCAUCGCAAAUGAGCUCCGAGCUCAACAAGGUAAUAAAUAAAGACUACAAUAACCCAGAUGAGCCCGUAAAUCUCCAAGACACUAAUAUUCAGUCAAAUCACGUGGAAAAUGUACCCUUGAGUGUAGAUGUUGUUGAUGCACCCGUGCUACACGACUACAUGAAUAUUCAACCGUGUGAUCAAGACCCAAGAGUCGUCGGCGUUAUCCCAAAAAAGCCACCGGCGCCUCCAGUCCCACCUCGAGGUAUUAAAUCAACAUAUUUACUUUCAACAGGAAAUGGAUCCUACUUUUUUUAG